CUCCGGAAGGGGAGGGGCGCGGCGCAAGGCGUCCUGGGAAACGUAGUCCAGAAACUCCGAGAUGACCCCCAACAAUUGAGGGAAGGAGAAUUUUCUCAAGUGAUUUGACACACAAAUGUGUAUGGGUCAUAGUCACUCAUCUUUUGGCAUCUGAACUCACUCUCCCAGAGCCUCACCCAGCUUUUCCUCUUCCCUGAGCUGGAAGAUGAGAGGAGGUGACCUCUAAGAAGCUGAGGCCUGUAGGAAACAAGAACCAGCGCACAGGCCCUUGUGUCUCCUCUUACUCUACUGGGUCUCCUGCUGUGCUCUCCACCCAGGACCUGCUGCCUCUGUGCACUACUAGGUGCACAGCCCAACCAGUGUCAUUUCUAAACUAAGAAAGGAAGGAAGGAAGGGAGGAAGGAAGGAAGAAAAAAAGAAAGAAGUUUAAAAAAAGAUAUAGGGAAGACCUAGAAAGGAGCCCUCUAAAGGCUCCCAGAGAGACAGGAGCUGCCUUUUUUUUUCCUUUUUUACAUUAAAUGAGUUAACAUGCAAAUAUCAUGCUCUUUGGCUCUGCUUCUGUGGAUCCAGAGCAAAGGACUGCCGCACGCCGGGAGAAAGCCCAGAUCCAACAAGCUGCUGCUGUCCAGCUCUGCUCCUCCCUGCUCAGCUAGGGCACUUGCUCUUCCCUGUUCUCACCAGAGAGGCACAAGCGCUCCGUCCCUUCCAGUGGCAGGCGAAGGGAAGAGAAAGGGUCUGUUGUUUUUCUCUCCUUGUUUCUCUCUCCCUCUCUGCUGAUUACCAAGCUGCUGACCGGAUCAGAAAGCUCUAAUGGAAAUCCUCCAGUGCUGGGCAAACCCCUCCUCCUCCAGAGAGCUUGUCUUUGACUAAUUUUUCUUUCUCCCAAUGGGAAAAAGAGAGAGAGAGAAAGAGGAAAAAAGAAAACCCACAAACUUCCUUUGAAAACCAGUUUGUAGUUAGGGCCUGGAGUGCGCACGCGGAGACUCAGCCUCUCAAGAAUCCUGAAGCCACUCUGAGCCACCACCGGGAGCACCUGGGCUGUGCCCCUGCUUGUCCUCACCCUACUGCGGUGCCCCAGUCCUGGGCGUGAGUCCGGAAGUAGCCACAACCCAGCCUGGACGGCCAGCCACGCUUGUAAAGCUGUGUCAACCUGUAUAAGCUGUGGACAGCCGGCCUGGUGGUGCCCUCGCUGAUCCCACCUCCCCCAUCAGACUGCCAGAGCUGCUCCGUCCUGGAACUGCACCCACUUCUUUAAGGGAAGCUGGCUCCACUCAAUGUGUUCAGUCCCUCCAGAACUAUCACUCUCAAGCCUAGAAGCCCAAGGCACUGUUGGUUCCAUCUGGUCACAAGUUAAAAGUGGAAAGAUCUCAGUCUGAAUCCUGUUUAUGCAAGUUUAGAAAGGCAUGUACUACUUGUAGCCAGGAGUGCCUGUGCAGAUACACAGCCAGCCUUCCAUACAGCAUUCAUUUUCUAAGACUUCUCUGGGUGGCUUUGCUUUCUGGCUCAACGAUCUUCUUCUUACUGGACAGGUCUAUGUUUUGCCUACCAAGACUGACAUAGGCAAGCCCUUGAGGUUAGGAAACAUCCUCAGCAUCCCUCAGUUGACUCCCUUCCCAUCAUGGAGCACCCUCAGCCUGAACAUCAGUCCUCGGGUAAGGCCAGGAAUGCAGAAACAGACACCUCUGAAAACCAGGAGGUCCUCUCAGGACCAGAUGAGUACCCUCAGGACCAAGACACCAGAGAUGCUGAUGAGGAAGCUGCAAAACAAGAGCCAGGAGACCAAGCUUUGUUACCAACCCAGAGUGGGGAGAACCUUGAGUCCCCUCCUCCUGAAACUAACUCAAGUCAACCUGGGCCAUCCUGUAGCAUAUCACCUGAGGUAGAGACACUAGGAGCAUGCUCCGGGCCCCAGGAGCUUCCCCAGUCUCCGAGGACCCAACAGACUGAGCCAGAUUUCUACUGUGUAAAAUGGAUCCCCUGGAAGGGAGAACGGACACCCAUCAUCACCCAGAGCACUAAUGGUCCUUGCCCUCUCCUUGCCAUCAUGAAUAUCCUCUUCCUUCAGUGGAAGGUGAAGCUAUCUCCCCAGAAGGAAGUGAUCACAUCAGAUGAGCUCAUGACCCACCUUGGAAACUGCCUCUUGUCCAUCCAACCUCAGGGAAAAUCAGAGGGACUUCAGCUUAAUUUUCAGCAGAAUGUGGACGAUGCAAUGACAGUGCUGCCAAAGCUGGCCACCGGUCUUGAUGUCAAUGUGCGAUUCACAGGCGUCUCUGACUUUGAGUAUACACCCGAAUGCAGUGUCUUUGACCUACUAGGCAUACCUCUGUACCAUGGCUGGCUUGUUGAUCCACAGAUGACCAGUGUACCUCCACAUCAUGUAAGACCACAAGAACGGGAAGUUAUACUCCAUAGUCCAGAGGCUGUGAGCGCAGUUGGGAAACUGAGUUACAACCAGCUAGUAGAGAAGAUCAUCACCUGCAAACACUCCACUGACCCCAACCUCGUGACAGAAGGCUUGAUCGCAGAGCAGUUCCUGGAGACCACUGCAGCACAGCUGACCUACCAUGGCCUGUGUGAGCUUACAGCGGCUGCCAAGGAGGGUGAACUUAGUGUCUUUUUCCGCAACAACCACUUUAGCACUAUGACUAAGCACAAGAGUCAUUUGUACCUACUGGUCACUGACCAGGGUUUUCUCCAGGAGGAGCAAGUGGUAUGGGAGAGCCUGCACAACGUGGACGGAGACAGCUGCUUCUGUGACUCUGACUUCCACCUGAGUCAUUCCCUCGGCCAGGGCCCUGAAGCACAAGGUGGGGGUAGCUCCCCAGAGAAGCAGCUGCAGGUAGACCAGGAUUACCUGGUGGCCUUGUCCUUGCAACAGCAGCAGCAGCCACAAGGAAUGCUGGGCCUUAGUGACCUGGAGCUGGCCCAGCAACUUCAGCAAGAGGAGUAUCAACAGCAGCAACCAGUCCAGCCUGCGCAGAUGCGGGCCCUGUCACCCCAGGGGAGAGGAGCCACGUCAGGACGCCCAGCCGGGGAGCGCCGACAGAGGCCGAAGCAGGAGUCGGACUGUACUCUGCUAUAGCUCUGCCCGCUGCUCUUCUGAGCUGCCCAGUUUCUCAAGAGGCUGUGGUUAGGUUGCUGCUCCCCCAUCUCAACCCCUGAGAUACAUGGGGUAGCUUAUUUAUGGACUGUUUUGUUGGGGGUCAGACCAGGCAGUGGUAGAUACCAAGGUCAAACUCGGUAAUGUGCUGCUGCCUUCUCUUCCUCCCAGGGCAACACUGGGAUGGGCCCGGUGCAGAUGUCUGAUUCCUAACUCCCUUUCCCGGAAAAAUCACAUGAACACACGACUCAGGGUGAGGGCCUAUCUGGGCUGCACCUCUCUCCCUCCUCCCUACCCAGCAGGCCUGUCUUCUUUUGCUUCAGGGUUUGAUUUGGGUUUCUAUAUCUGUUAUUUGUAAUGCCUUCCUAGGGGUUUGGAAAUAAAAUUCUUUCCUGAGAUGUUA
This is a messenger RNA of Ictidomys tridecemlineatus (thirteen-lined ground squirrel), 3503 nucleotides long. The record is from RefSeq and is a predicted model, not a curated record. Lineage: Eukaryota; Metazoa; Chordata; Mammalia; Rodentia; Sciuridae.